AUGAGCGCUGUAGAUGUCAAUGAGUUACGCCAAGUGACGCUCGGUAAGAAACUUGGUGCUGGCAGCUUUGGUUCUGUCUACGCUGGUAUCCUUCCUAGUGGACGGUUUGUGGCUGUAAAAGAGCUGGAGCUUGCUGAAGAUGCCCCUACAAAUACGGAAGUUGAAAUUCAUAAGAAAUUGGUACAUGAAAACAUUAUUCGGUAUCUUCACAGUCAUGUUGACACUGAAAGUACCCCAAAGCGAUUAUUUGUUUAUCUCGAGUUUGUUACAGGUGGAUCGGUAACCUCACUUAUGAAAAGUCUCCCAAAUGGACAUUUACCAAGUUCUGUUGUACGUGUCUACGCGCGCCAUAUGUUUUCUGGAUUGGAAUAUCUACAUAAGAAUCAAGUUGCCCAUCGCGAUAUCAAGGGUGAUAACCUUCUCAUUUCCAUGGAUACGGGUAUAGCAAAACUGGCCGAUUUUGAUCAGGCAAAAAUCAUGACUACACAUGGAACUCUUCGUAAAGCAGCGACGGCAACUUUGGCUGGAACGCCUUACUGGAUGGCGCCGGAAGUCAUUACAGACGAAAGUGGAUACGAUCCUUUUAAAGCCGAUAUAUGGUCUGCAGGUUGCACAGUGGCUGAGAUGAUAACAGGACGACCACCAUGGACACCAAUGAGCAAUGUAAUGAACAUAAUGAAUAAACUUGCCAUGUCUUCAGGAUGGCCAGAUGCUGUUCCAAAGGAUCCCAAGGUUUUAGGUUCUCAGGAGGCGUACGACUUUCUUGAUUUGUGUUUUCGCCGUAAUGUUGCUGAGAGACCAGAUGCCACAACACUUUUAAAUCAUCCUUUCUUACAAUUACCAUAA
Messenger RNA from Trypanosoma theileri, 846 nucleotides. Its product is annotated as putative protein kinase. NCBI's taxonomy places the organism in Eukaryota, Euglenozoa, Kinetoplastea, Trypanosomatida, Trypanosomatidae. The transcript has a single exon. Gene Ontology annotation, molecular function: protein kinase activity; ATP binding. The record is from RefSeq and is a predicted model, not a curated record. The coding region runs from base 1 to 846 and encodes 281 amino acids. Gene Ontology annotation, biological process: protein phosphorylation.